AUGGCGAACCUCGAGCCGGUGGAGAAGACCGCGGUCGUGUCGGACUCGACCGGCGCCGAUGCGGUGCCAGCAAUUCGGGCGCGGCCGACUCGCUCCAGUUCGGCGCAGCUCGCCUUGGAGCCCACCGCGCUCUUAAAUCGCCUCGAGACCAUGCUCCUCGGCAACCAACCCGUCCCCGCACCCUCCAACGAGGUCAGCAUCGUCGGCGAGGUCACCAACGGCAUCAUCAUCGCCGCGAAAGCUGCCGUAAACACGCUCUUUUCGUCGCAGCGGCGCGGCGCGCUGAUGGCUCUCCAGAUAAAGAACCUGAAGAAGGCUGCGCUGGCGUACCUUGUGUGGGACCUACGCGGCGAGCUGGCGGGCGCGCGACUCGAGCAGGCGGUCGUGUACGGCAAGCGGCUCGAGACGCACGCGAGCGGCGUGGACAAGGAGUUGGGCAAGUGCAAGCGGCGGCAGGCGGGCGCGGAGGCGCUUCUCGCUGUCGUUCCAGAAACGUUGCAGGACGUGCCCACGCCAGAGGAGCCCGCGGUCGAGGAGGAGCCGGCGGUCGAGGACCUGCCGGCCAGCGUUUCCCGUCCCGACGACGCGUCUUCGGACAGCGAUCGGGAAAGCGUCUUCGAACGUCGGGAUAUGCGGAACGUUUACGGGAUUCAGCUCGCCCACGAGGACAAGUGCCACGAGUGUGCCAAGCUGCAGGCUCGGGCAGUGAAACUGUAUGAUAUGCUCCUCCCGUACCUCGAGCGCGACUGGGUGCCACUGGAGGAGGCAUUCCAGCGGCUCGACCUUAUAGCUGCUCGGGAGCGCUCGGGUACCCUGGGUCGUGGGUAUGAUAGUGACACAACAUAUGUGUGA
This is a messenger RNA of Emiliania huxleyi CCMP1516, 852 nucleotides long. RefSeq lists its product as hypothetical. NCBI's taxonomy places the organism in Eukaryota, Haptophyta, Isochrysidales, Noelaerhabdaceae. The record is from RefSeq and is a predicted model, not a curated record. Bases 1 to 852 code for a protein of 283 amino acids. The transcript has 2 exons.